Messenger RNA from Pseudo-nitzschia multistriata, 3413 nucleotides. Lineage: Eukaryota; Bacillariophyta; Bacillariophyceae; Bacillariales; Bacillariaceae. The record is from the annotation of a GenBank genome assembly.
CCGGAAAUCAAGGACUCCACUUCCAACGUACCGUAGUGCGAUUGUCCUCCGUAUCAUCAUCAUCAUCAUUAGCACCGAAGGCAUUUCGCCAUCGCACAACGGAACAAAGGACGAAGAGCCAUCGAUCACUAGGACUACACGUCUCCGUUGAAUCGAAUCCAUCGUUCGAAUCGACGUGAAUGAUAUCCGCGAAGCCAUAGAAUAGGUCCCUUCCYUAGCACAGUCUCGGGCACGACGAGAACGACACACAAACCCGAACGGCACCAUGAACGACACGCCUCGCAGCCCAAAACGGUUGCUGCUGGUGGUUGUGGCCCUCGUGCUGGCGUGCACAACGGCCGUGUGCGACGCCAGGCGGCACCUACCCGUGGCCGGGAUCUUUGGCUUUAACGGGGAUCGCAACAAGCAAAAACCGCAGCAGCAACAGCCACCGCAACGGCCGGGAAACGGACAGCCACCGCCACCGCGGCCGGGGCAACCGGGUGGGAGCACCACCUUUGUCCGACCCCCGCCGAAGGGAUACCCCCCUCCCCCGCCAAAGCGACAACCACCGCAGCAGCAGCAACAACAACAACAGAACACGGCAACGCAACAAAGACAAACCACGCCUCCGGCGAAAAUUCCCCCCCCYCCGCCGCCACCUCGCCGGCCCGGGUCCCUCGAGGAGAAGAUCGCCAUCGAGAUCAAGUCAGCGAGGGAGGAGGCCGACGAGGAGGCCUCGAAGGCAGGCGCAGCGCCCGGGGAAACAACCGGAAGCAAGGACGAGCCCGGGCCACCGGAGGAAGACGCGACCGCUGUGCUCGGGAGCGGCGGAGACGAGGGCAGCAGCGAUGUUCCCGCCGCUCCCGAGCCUCCGCAGGGAAAGACCCCUUCACCAGACCCCAAAACAGAACAAACGCAGCAGCAGCAGCAGCAGCAGCCACCGCCCGUAGCUAGCUGGGAAGAACCAUCGCCCCAAGCCAACUACGAUGCGUGGCAGGGGGGAGGCGCACAACAACAGCAGCAGCAGUAUUACGAUCAGUAUAACCAGGGACCGAAUUCGUAUCCCGACCAACAACACCAACAAUACGAAUCAAACCUUUACUAUCUCGAGCAAGAACUGAGCGAAUCCCUCGCCCGCGAGCACUCCCUCGUAGCCCAGCUCGACAACCUGACGACCACMGCUCUGUCCCUCGAACAGAGGGAGGUCUUGCACAAGCACCAGCUCGAUGUUCUGACGGAACGAGUCGUCGACGUGGAGGCCCGGGCCGCCGACGACCGCAACCUCUUGGUCGAAUACGAGGCGAAUUGCACGGCUCUGGGAGCCAACAUUCUUUCCAUGCAGGAAGACCUGGAGGAGUGGCAGGAGCGCUGCAAGGAGUGGAGCCAGAAACACGAGGACGACCAAGAGAAGCUGUCCGAACUGCGGCUGCUCAUCAAGGAAAAAGUCUCCGAGGCCGAAGACCUGGCAAUCGCAAUGGAGGAGCUGCGGAUCACGGAAGAACGACGCCAGGAAUCGACCUCRAAGGCUAAGGCCAAGAAGGGGGGCCUGAUUUCCUGGGUCUUUGGCCUGAUGGGUUUUAGUGGAGGCAGCGCCAAAACCGCAAGGUAYGACGAGGARGUCCGCGAGGAUGCCUUUGAGCUGGCCAAGUCCACCCUGCUCCGGGCCCUCCAGUCCGAACGCUCCAAUGUCCACGAACUUGAGACGGCUGUUGCCUCCCUUCAGCAAAACAACUCGGCAAUUUCCGAAAUGGUGGAGUCGAGGGACAACAUCAUYGAUGAACUGAACAGCCGGAUUGCCGUCUUUGAAGAAGACAAGGUCGUUCUCAAGGCAGCCCUCAGGCAGCUCCAAAAGGAGAUGAAGGAAGAAGAACCAAAGACCCAAAAACUGAUCGAYGAUCUGGCCGAGGCSGAACAAGAAGUCGAGCGGGUCAAGGCGGACUUUCAUUCCAUCAUCGAGACCCACCAAGAGGAGCUGGCCAACCUGCAGAACGUGAUGUCCCAAAAGGAAAAGUCGAUCACGGAUGCCGAAUCGAAUCUCACCGCUAUCGGGACCUACGUGGACAAGCUCGAGGAGCGCCUUACCUCCUUUGCCAUUACGCGGCGGGACAUGGAAGAACGCGAGAAAAUAUGCAAGGGCAUCGAGAAGAAGGCGGAAGAGAGUGAAACACAACGAAAAUCGAUGGAGACCAAGGUAGAAGAACUGGAGAAACAAGAAGACGAGCUGAAGAAACUCCUGGAAGAACUCGUUUCUGAACGAGCGGGUCUCCAGAAGGAGAACCGAAAACUUUACACGGAACAAGAGUUUCGAAUUGCAGAGCAGGAAAAACUCACACUUCAUUGUGAAACACUGCAAACCGAAGUUGCCUCUUUGCGCGAAGGGAUCGAGGAAUGGAAGAACAAAUGCGAGAGUCUUGUCCCGGAUUUGGAAGCGUCCAGAAAAUGUCGGGAAGAUCUCGAGCGGGAUGUAGAAGCCAUGGCCGGUGCACAGAAGGAGUUGAAUACGCUUCAAAUCGAACAYGCUGUCGUCGUUGAAAAAAACGAGAAACUUCAGGAGGAAACUGAGGCCGCRAUUGCAGAGAAGCAACUGCUCGAAGCCAAACUCGUGGAAUUGAUCAAAAUCAUAGAGGARAAGGAAGAAGCCGAAAAAUUGGCCAAGGAACUGGCGGCAGCGAACGAAGCCAAAAGACUGGCCAAGGAGACAGAGGCCAAGCGACAGCUUCCUCCUCCACUACCAUCGAAGCCGAAAGCGAACGAUGUGCCUUUGCGAAGCAUAAGGAAAACCUUGUCAAAGGCCACGGGAAUCCAUGGUGUAUUGACUCCUCCCUCCUCGGCAAARAAGGAGGCAAACGCAAACACCAGUAGACGACCAACAGCGCGACCACCUCCCGUCAAUUUUGCUCCACCGGMACACGUCUCUGAAAUGAACUCAUCUCGUGAGGAAAUAAGUCGGGACGGUGUCAAUCACAACGAUUCUAGCCCCCCUCAGCUCCCACCWCCAAUGGCAUUCCAAUCAGAAACGCAGCAACAAUAGCUGAAGAACCCUAAAYGGGAUGAAAACUUGAUGAUURAUAAUCGAGUACUAGURCAAUCCAAUCAGAUGUAACCAGCUCGAAAACUUUUGUCGAAGACAUUACAAUCGUCCAUUGUAAGAUCUGUGCAUCAUACUAUUUCUGAGCGUUGACCCUCUCAAGGUGAAGUGCACCAAGCAGCUAGUAGAAUUUAAUUUUUUUGCAAUGCUGCCUGACGAAGACCACAAUUGCCCAACAUGAAGCCACCAUUCCUUUUCUUGUUAGAAAAAUCCAGAAGAAAAAUUUACURGUAGUGCUAUAUUGUUAUGAAUCUAUCCCCUUGAUAUCACAAUGGUUGCUACUCUCUUCAUCGUACAAUGUCAAGUGGUCCUCUGACAACUCUACUAAAGUUAGUGUUAUCAU